AUGCAAGCAAUCGCUAUCGCUGCUAUUUGUAUCACAGGUGUGGCUGUAAUAACUGGUGGAGUAGCUGCAGCAACAAUAAUUUUGGCUCCGAUUGUUUCAUCUCCAGAGGAUAAAUUUAAAACAGAAAAUGAAUAUCGGGAUCCUGGAAAAGAUCGGCCUCCAAAACUUUUACUUAUAGAAACUGGCUCUCUAGACGCCCUAUCAAUUCCUGAAAAAACGUUUGUCUUAUUAUCAUCUGAAGAAGGUAAAGAAGGAUUUGUAUCAUUUGGAAUUGGCUUUGAACUUCUCAUUCAGUGA
Molecule: messenger RNA, 297 nt
Organism: Rotaria socialis
Lineage: Eukaryota; Metazoa; Rotifera; Eurotatoria; Philodinida; Philodinidae
Source: the annotation of a GenBank genome assembly